AUGACCCAAUAUAGAGAUCCAGCUACUGCCUUACAAUACGUUAACUCUUUCGAAGAAAAGGAUGGUUUAUCUGCAGACCAAUUGAUGGACUCUAAGAUUAGAGGUGGUUUGACUUACAAUGAUUUUUUGAUUUUGCCUGGUAAAAUUGAAUUUCCAGCCUCUGUUGUUCAAUUGAAAUCUAGAUUAACCAAAAAGAUCACUUUGAAUACUCCAUUUGUUUCCUCUCCUAUGGAUACAGUUACUGAAUCUGAAAUGGCCAUUUAUAUGGCUUUGUUGGGUGGUAUCGGUAUCAUUCAACACAAUUGUUCCCCUGAUGAACAAGCUGAUAUGGUUAGAAAAGUUAAAAAAUAUGAAAAUGGAUUUAUUAACGACCCAGUCGUUUUAGGACCAGAUGCCACGGUUCACGAGGCCAAAGUAUUAAAACAGAAAUUAGGUUUUGCUGGUUAUCCAAUUACAGAAAAUGGUAAAGUUCCAGGUAAAUUACUCGGUAUUGUCACUUCACGUGAUUUACAAUUUGUUGAGGAUGAUUCCGCCUUAGUUGGAUCCGUUAUGACCACUAAUUUGAUCACUGCUAAGAAGGGUGUUACCUUGAUCGAAGGUAAUGAAAUAUUAAAGAAAACCAAAAAAGGUAAGUUGCCAAUUAUUGAUGAUAAUGGCAAUUUUGUUUCUAUGUUGAGUAGAACUGAUUUAAUGAAGAACGAAAACUAUCCAUUGGCUUCCAAACACCCAGUUACCAAACAAUUAUUGUGUGGUGCUGCAAUUGGUACCAUUGAAGCUGAUAAAGAAAGAUUGACUAAAUUAGUUGAAGCCGGUUUGGAUGUUGUUGUUGUGGAUUCUUCUCAAGGUAACAGUGUAUUUCAGCUCAACAUGAUUAAAUGGAUUAAAGAGACAUUUCCAGAAUUACAAAUUAUUGCUGGUAAUGUUGUCACCAAAGAACAGGCUGCCUCUUUGAUUCAGGCCGGUGCUGAUGGUUUAAGAAUUGGUAUGGGUUCUGGUUCCAUUUGUAUCACUCAAGAAGUCAUGGCUUGUGGUAGACCACAAGGUACUGCUGUUUACAAUGUAUCCAAAUUUGCUAAUGAGUUCGGCAUUCCAACCAUGGCUGAUGGUGGUAUUCAAAACAUUGGUCAUAUAAUGAAGGCCCUUGCAUUGGGUUCUUCUACUAUUAUGAUGGGUGGUAUGUUGGCUGGUACUACCGAAGCUCCUGGUGAAUAUUUCUUUAGGGAUGGUAAGCGUUUAAAGACUUAUCGUGGUAUGGGUUCUAUUGACGCUAUGCAAAAGACUGAUGUUAAGGGUAAUGCCGCUACUUCUCGUUAUUUUUCUGAAUCAGACAAAGUCUUGGUUGCACAAGGUGUCUCCGGUGCCGUUGUUGAUAAGGGUUCCGUUAAUAAAUUUAUUCCAUACUUGUAUAAUGGUUUACAACACUCUUGUCAAGAUAUUGGUGUUAAAUCUUUGGAAACUUUGAGAGAAGAAGUUGUCAAGAAAAAUGUUAGGUUUGAAUUCAGAACUGCUUCUGCACAAAUGGAAGGUGGUAUUAACAACUUGCACUCUUUUGAAAAACGUUUGUACGAUUAA
Messenger RNA from Saccharomycodes ludwigii, 1572 nucleotides. It is a transcript of the gene IMD3, whose product is annotated as IMP dehydrogenase IMD3. The transcript has 2 exons. Gene Ontology annotation, molecular function: IMP dehydrogenase activity. Gene Ontology annotation, biological process: GTP biosynthetic process. The coding region runs from base 1 to 1572 and encodes 523 amino acids. The record is from RefSeq and is a predicted model, not a curated record. Gene Ontology annotation, cellular component: cytoplasm. Lineage: Eukaryota; Fungi; Ascomycota; Saccharomycetes; Saccharomycodales; Saccharomycodaceae.